GCCACUUAAGACCCUCCAUCGAAAAUGCAAGCUCAGUCUCCGGUGGUCAUUGUAACUCAGCCCGGAAGCGGUCCUGUUCCUCAAAACUCCAACUGGCAGACGGGCAUGUGUGAUUGCUUCAGCGAUUGCGGCGUCUGUCUCCGUGGCAUGUUUUGCUUCACGUGCCUUGCGUGUCAAGUUGCAUCUGACAUGAAUGAAUGCUGUCUGUGUGGAACAAGUGUCGCGAUGAGGACCCUCUACAGGACUCGAUACGGCAUCCCAGGAUCCAUUUGUGAUGACUAUAUGGUGACCCUUUGCUGUCCUCUGUGUUCUCUUUGCCAAAUCAAGAGAGACAUCAACAGGAGGAGAGCCAUGCGUACCUUCUAAAAAAAAAAAACAAUGGUGAAGAGCUCUUUUUUUCCCCUUUCUUCUGUGAUCUCUCUCCUGAUCUCGAGAAGAGCUCUUCCGAAACAACUGACAUCAGCUCCACACCUCUUCAGCUGGAGUGCUUCUCCACUCUUUGCAACUGAAAUAUGAUUGAUAUGUUUAAUCACAAUCAAUGGGGUUAAAAAAAUUGAACUUUGAUUUAUUUUAAACGAAUGUUGUCCCUUAGUUUUGCUAAAUGGUGCAGCUUAGUUUCUCCUUGCUAAUAAAUUUUCUGGCUUAUAAAUUUUGUAUUACAUUUAAAAUAUAAACCAAAUAAAAGAUUUUAC
Hippopotamus amphibius kiboko is the source of this 692-nucleotide messenger RNA. RefSeq names its product placenta-specific gene 8 protein-like. NCBI's taxonomy places the organism in Eukaryota, Metazoa, Chordata, Mammalia, Artiodactyla, Hippopotamidae. Gene Ontology annotation, biological process: positive regulation of transcription by RNA polymerase II. Bases 25 to 366 code for a protein of 113 amino acids. The transcript has a single exon. The record is from RefSeq and is a predicted model, not a curated record.